Molecule: messenger RNA, 1639 nt
Organism: Momordica charantia (bitter melon)
Lineage: Eukaryota; Viridiplantae; Streptophyta; Magnoliopsida; Cucurbitales; Cucurbitaceae
Product: nuclear envelope-associated protein 2
Source: RefSeq, a predicted model, not a curated record
CGGAACCCGAGAUUCACUCCCACUGCUCCUAUUGCUGUAGUAAGGUGAUCAAAAUGGCGACUGAAUCAGUACCCUAAAGAAGAACAACGACCCACCACUUGGCUACUGCUACUGCUACUGCCUCUGCUUCUGCUUAUUUGAAUGCAACUCUUGGGAUCUCCCAUUUCUGCUUCAAAAAUGAUGCAUCUCUUUAGGUUUCACACAGCAACCUCGUGAGACCACUUAUUGCGGACUGCAAAAUUCCUUGGAUGAACUUGUAUACAUAUUUCUUGAGGACCAAAUUUAUUGCCGCCGUUGGAUCCAGAUUUUCUUCUCCCGAUGUCUGUUCCAGAGAAGGUUUCUUCGUUGCCAUCAUCCAGUCCCGCUCGGGAGAUUGAUCCAUUGCUGAAGGAUUUGAAUGAGAGGAAGCAGAGCUUUCGGCGAAACGUCGCGUCGUUGGCGGCAGAGUUGAAGGAGGCUCGAAGCCGUCUUUCGUCAAAGGAAGAAUCAUUUCUCAGAGAGACUCAAACAAGGCAGGAGGCAGAGACUAAGGCUAAGAUUAUGGAACAAGAAAUUGGGAGAUUACAUGUGGAAUUGGAAGAGAAGGAUGAACAGCUCAAGACUUCUGCAACGACUGCCACCAAGUAUCUCCAUGAGCUGGAUGGACUUAGAUUACAGCUUAUCGCCACUCAAGCAACUGCUGAUGCAAGUGCUGCAUCAGCUCAAUCUGCACAGAACCAGUGUUUAGCGCUUUUGAAGGAACUAAACGAAAAGAACAGUUCUUUAAAUGAGCACGAAGACCGCGUUAUUAGGUUAGGCGAACAACUCGACAAUCUGCAGAAGGAACUCCAGGCAAGGGAAUCUUCUCAGAAGCAACUCAAGGAUGAAGUGAUGAGAGUUGAGCAAGAUAUCAUGGAAGCUCUAGCCAAAUCUGGUGCGAGCAAGGAUUGUGAGCUGAGGAAAAUAUUAGAUGAGAUUUCUCCCAAAAAUUUUGAGAAGAUCAACAGGUUGUUGGUUGCAAAAGACGAAGAGAUAGCAAUACUCAAAAAUGAAAUCAGGACGAUGUCUGCUCACUGGAAGCUUAAAACCAAGGAGUUGGAAUCACAAUUAGAGAAGCAACGCCGAGCCGACCAAGAACUGAAAAAGAGGGUAUUAAAGCUGGAAUUCUGUCUCCAGGAAGCUCGCACUCAGACCCGGAAACUUCAAAGAAUYGGAGAGCGACGGGAGAAAGCCAUUAAGGAACUGAGAGAACAGUUGGCGGGAAAACAGGGUGAAGCUGCUGUAGAUCCUGAAAAACAAAACUUUUGGGAAACAUCAGGCUUCAAGAUCGUGGCUUCGAUGUCGAUGUUGAUAUUGGUAGUGUUUUCGAAGCGAUGAAUGAAGUAAAAUUAGAAUGUACAGUAGCAUGGGUAGGAGUCGGUCAUUUGGGAAGGCUUUUACAGUGUAGGAAGCAGCAGCUAAGAGCAUGUAGGAGGAGAAUUUUACCCUUCUUCUCUCAUUAGCUUUAGGAAAAAGUAGAACAAUGACUACACUAUUAAAUCUUUAUGCUAAGAUGUUAAAGAUUUACAGUGGCAUUGCCAAAUCACAGCAAGUGAUUCUGUAGUUUUAAUGUGGAGUAUUUUGUUUUUAAUGUGUAGCAAGUUGAGCGAUGAUUUGGAAA